AGAAAUAAAUAAUACAACAACACAGUUACCUAAACUUUUGCUCAACCAGCAUCAAAUUAGGCAAGAAAUCAUAUAACCCACGCUGUUUGCACCAUUUCAUUGCAGAAAUGGAGAAUUGAUCAUCUCACCAUACAAAAAUCCAGCUCACUACUUUCAAUCUAGUACUUCACUGAUUGCCUCCUAUUGUUUGAUACACUGUAGUUUUCGGCGCAAGUAGCCAUUUAAGUCUUUAGAUUUGCGCACUUAGAAAUUCGAUGUAAGUCUUCGUUAUAUCCUCAGCUUAAGAAUACGAGGUAACGGGGAGAAUGGACUGACAAAAGCUAUGCAAAGUGAGGUGCAAAUGAUAAUGAGACAACAAGAAACAAAUAGAAAAUGAAACUUGUGCAAAAGGACAACGACUUCUGCUUCCACCCCUCUUCAUCUUCUCUUCCUAAUUAAUAGAAAAAAAGGAACGUUUAUUUCUUUAAAUUAUUCCAAUUUAUUACUGUCAUUGCAAUAACAAGUUGUAAUGCACUCGUAUGUGAUAGAAACACAUUGUUACAUGAAACAUUGAAAAACUUUUAAUGGAUCGCCUCAAAAUUGUCACGUUCCUUUUUAUUUUCAAAAUUUAAAAUGAUGAUUUCUUUUUUAAGGUAUUGCUUUUGCUUGACAACGCAACUUGCCACUUCGACAUUAAUCAUGAAAAGGUGAAGUUUGUUUUCCUGCCACCGAACACCACGUCCCUAAUCCAACCACUGGAUCAAGGAAUAAUUGCAACAAUGAAGAAACAUUACAUAAAAUAAACUUUUAAAUUUAUCCUGGACAAACUUGAGGCCGACACAUCAUUGUCGGUGACAGCGGCGUGGAAGCAAUUUACAAUGAAGGAUUGCGUAAGAUUCAUUGGGAUUGCCAAGGAAGCACUGAAACGGUCUACGCUUAAUGGAUGUUGGAGAGCAAUUUGGCCCACAUGUGUUUCCAAGAACGAAACAGAAGUAGAUAUGGAUGCCACAAUCCUUAAAAUCUGCCAUGCUGUAGGAAAGGAAGGAUUUGAGAAUCUUGAAAAGAAAGAUUUGGAGGAACUGAUGAUCGACCACCCUAUCGACGAUGAUGAACUGAUGGAGUUACUGAUUGAAUCGGAAGAAAAUUUUGGAGACGCAGAAGAAAGCGAGGCAUGUGGGCAGGAAUUCAACCAGACUAAGCUUGGUGAACUUCUUGAAAUGGCAGAAAAGAUGGGCGACAUGGCCUUGGAUGAGGACCUUGAUGUUGAACGAGCCGUGGAGUUUCGGGCUGAUUUGCGGAGAGUGACGCUUCGGUAUAAUCAGCUUUUCAAACAGCAGUCAGUUACUGUUUUGGCUGCCAAAAAUUGCUCGGUCGAUGAAGAGAGAAUGGUUUAACUAAAAUAAGGGCAGUUGUACGAUUAAGUUGUUUAUUUUUUUAUUUUCUGUCAACACUGGAUUUAAAACGAAAGAGAACAAUAAAAGAAAUUUUCCAUUCAUAUUUUUUGCUUCACUACUUAAUACACCUUGAAACGUAUACAGAAGGCAUCACGGUCAACCGAUAAACAAAUAGUUCUUAUCCUUCUGAACAAGGUAUUCGAAGACGGCACUUUUCUAUCUACUCUCGACCCCAAAAUUUGGAAGUCUGGAACUUUAUUUGAUGAUCACCUUUUUAAUUUUUUUUUUGUAUAUUUUAACUACUGCUAAUUCUACACUUUGAUGAUUACCACCACCUAGCGGCGAAAUCACCAACUAAUUGGUAAAUCAACAGAAUGCUCUUAUCCUUCUGAACAACUUUGCCGAAGACGGCACUUUUCUAUCUGCUUUGGAUCGCGAGAUAGAAAAGUCUAAAACUUCACUUGAUAACUAGCGCCACCUAGCGGCGAAAUCUUCAACUAAUUGGUAAAUCAACAGAAUGCUCUUAUUCUUCUGAACAACUUUGCCGAAGACGGCACUUUUCUAU
This is a messenger RNA of Aedes albopictus (Asian tiger mosquito), 1938 nucleotides long. RefSeq lists its product as uncharacterized. Lineage: Eukaryota; Metazoa; Arthropoda; Insecta; Diptera; Culicidae. The coding region runs from base 858 to 1373 and encodes 171 amino acids. The record is from RefSeq and is a predicted model, not a curated record. The transcript has a single exon.